UUUAAAUUUAUUUUAUACACUUUAAACAAUGAAAUUAAUCCAUUAUUUUAUAAUUUUAAAAACUAUUGGACUCUGUGAAUGUAAGGAUUAUACAAACUAUGCAUUAUUCAAUGUACUACCAUUGGAGAGAUACCAGUUAGAAUUUUUGCAAAAUUUGGAAAAACUAAAGUACAUUAAUGUAAUGUUUUGGACGAAACCUUCAAGGCUGCAUAACCAUGUCCAGAUUUUAGUAAGCCCGAACGACAUUAAUCUAUUCAAAGAGAGGUUAAACCACUUUUCUUUGAAGGAGACUAUUCUAACCAACAACAUACAACAGUUGUUCAACACUCAAAGAGUGACCAGUUAUACAAGAAUGAAAGUUGAAUCAUUUUCAUGGAACACAUACCACAACCUUGAGGGAAUCUACCAAUGGAUGACAGACAUUGCAACAGAAUAUAAUGAUAAAGUAAAUUUGACUGCUGUCGGUCUAUCGGCGGAGGGUAGGGAGAUUUUAGCAAUCGAAUUCUUCAAUCCAACAGCAAAAAGCACGGUCAUUAUCGAAGGAGCAAUGCAUGGCAAUGAAUGGAUAACGACUGAGUUUGUGACAUAUUUGAUAUAUCACAUAGCAAAAGCUGAGAAAGCCAGUUAUAGAAAGUUGCAGCAAGUGGCUAAAAAAUUUCGCUGGAUUAUGAUACCUGUAGCCAAUCCUGACGGUUUUGUCUAUAGUAUGCAAAGUGAUCGUUUGUGGCGCAAAAAUAGAAACCAUCUCGGCACUCAUGGUCAAUUUGGAGUAGAUUUGAAUAGAAAUUUUGAUUACAACUUUUGCAGUCAUGACAGUAGCAAUAAUUCAAAUCACGACAAUUACUGUGGUCCAAAACCGUUUUCCGAACCUGAAACCCAAGCCAUCGCUAAUUAUGUGAAGAAGAUACAGAACAAAGAAAAACUCAAUUUUUACUUCUCUUUUCAUGCCUAUGGACAGAAAAUUAUCGUACCAUAUUCGGAUAGGAUCCAACAUCUUGAAAACUUUAGUGAAAUGGAAAAUUAUGGGAAACAAGCAAUAUUGCAAAUGUACAAAUUGUACGGCAUCAAAUAUGGCAUCGGCACUAUUUACGACACGUACGGGUAUAGAUCGGCUGGUGACAGCGUGUCGUGGGUGAAAAAAACAUAUAAAGUGAAGUAUGCAUUAACAUUCUACCUUCGGGAUAACGGAACAUACGGAUACGCGCUACCUGCAGAAAUGAUUCAACCAGCUUGCAAGGAAAUGUUGGUAGGCCUGGUGGAGCUCAUGACGGCUGAAAAAAUGAAAUUGAUUAUUACAAUUGUAAUUUUAAUUUUCUUGGCAAGCGAAUGCUUUUCGAAAAAGUAUCACAAUUACACUUUGUACAGAGGGAUUCCAGUCUCGGAAAAACAUUUAAGCUUUUUCAAGAAUUUAAGCAAAUUGUAUGAUGCGAACUUCUGGAGGAAGCCUGGGCUACUACAUAGGCCAAGCGAAUUUACUAUACCACCAGAGAAGAAGAUGUUUUUUACUCACCACGCUAUGAGGGAAGGGAUUUAUUACACUACGAUUAUGGAAGAUGUUCAGAGCGCCUUUGAUAUGCAAACCGUAAAGUCCUACAUGCGGCGUAACAUGGCUUCCUUCGACUGGAUGAACUACUUCCGGCUUGAGGACAUUUACGAUUGGCUAAAGGAUCUAAGCCAUCAGUAUCAUGACAGGGUUCAUAUAAAGCCCAUCGGAAAAUCGCUCGAAAAUCGAGACAUUUUAGCCGUGGAAGUUCGUCUGCCUCAUUCAAAAAACAAACCAAAGGUAAUAGUCGAAGGUGGUAUUCACGCUAGAGAAUGGAUUUCGGUGGCGUUCGUGACGUAUUUUCUGCAUGAAAUUGUAUUGUCUCCCGAAUCCAACAAUACAGCAUUGAAGUCGGCUGCAGCAAAAUUCAAAUGGCAUUUUGUGCCUGUACUCAACCCUGAUGGAUACGAAUAUACCCAUGUAAAGGAUCGUUUGUACAGAAAAAACAUGAAUGGUGUAGAUUUGAACAGAAAUUUUGGAAUCGAAUUUGGAGGUGUUGGCACAAGUUCUGAAAAGCACACAGAGAUCUAUUGUGGAAAGUACGCGUUCUCUGAGCCAGAAUCCGCAGCGAUGGGGAAUUAUGUCAAAUCCUUGAGCAGCAAUUUGCAGUACUAUUUCGCUUUCCACUCCUAUGGCCAGUACCUGAUCAUACCAUACGCGUACUCGUCGCAGCACUUGGAUAAUUUUAAUGAAGUCCAUAGAAUGGGGCUAUUAGCGGCUAACAAAAUCGAAAAGAGGUACAAGACAAGGUAUACUGUUGGCACAGCUUACGACACAGUCGGUUACAUGACCUCUGGUGUCAGUGGAUGUUGGGUUAAAAAAACUUUCAACGUCCCAUACGUAGUAACGUUUGAGUUACGCGACAAUGGGAGGCACGGUUUUGCGUUACCCCCAAAAGAGAUUCUGCCUACGUGUUAUGAAACUAUGGACGGUGUUCUCUCCCUACUCAACCCGACCUUGAACGAGAAAUACGAGGAAGUGCGUGUCACUAAAGGGGAGGCUAAGAUGGAUAAGAUGAUGGACAGAUUUGUCAUUUUUUGGAAUUUUUUGUUCUUUAUUAUAGUGCGUUUUUAUUAAUCUAUAUUAAUAAACUCUUUCUAUUUUUA
Molecule: messenger RNA, 2649 nt
Organism: Maniola jurtina (meadow brown)
Lineage: Eukaryota; Metazoa; Arthropoda; Insecta; Lepidoptera; Nymphalidae
Exons: 15
Coding region: 29-2620 (863 amino acids)
Biological process (GO): proteolysis
Molecular function (GO): metallocarboxypeptidase activity; zinc ion binding
Source: RefSeq, a predicted model, not a curated record